This is a messenger RNA of Pantherophis guttatus, 6565 nucleotides long. Lineage: Eukaryota; Metazoa; Chordata; Lepidosauria; Squamata; Colubridae. The record is from RefSeq and is a predicted model, not a curated record.
AUUGCUUUUCGUCUAACCCCGUUUUCUCUUAUCCAGGUUAGCUUGAACGAUUCCCACAUUCAAAUGGUCGUUCACUGGGCUGGGGAGAAGAGCGAUGUGAUUGUAGCUUUGGCCCGGGACAGCUUAGCAUUGCCAGGUUCCAAAUUUAGUGAUGUUUAUGUUUCCUAUGAUUAUGGGAAAACGUUUAAAAAGAUAUCCAAAAAAUUUGGUUUUGGCCCAGGGAACUCCAGCCAAGCUGUGAUCGCUCAGUUCUACCACAGUCCAGCCGAUAACAAAAGGUACAUCUUUGUCGAUGCGUUCUCCCAGUACCUCUGGCUCACCACGGAUUUUUGCACCACCGUUCAAGGCUUCCCAGUUCCAUUUAAAGCCGCAGAUCUCCUCCUGCACAGCCAGCUCCCCAAUCUUGUCCUGGGAUACGACCGAUCCCAUCCCAACAAACAGCUCUGGAAAUCGGACGAUUUUGGGCAAACCUGGAUUAUGAUUCAUGAACACGUGAAGUCCUUCGCUUGGGGCGUGGAGCCAUACGACAAGCCAAAUACAAUUUACAUCGAGCGGCACGAGCCUAAUUUGUCCUCAACGGUCCUCCGCAGCACAGAUUUCUUCCAGACGCGGGAAAAUAAAGAGAUUUUGCUGGAAGAGGUGGAAGACUUCCAGCUCAGGGACAAAUACCUCUUUGCAACGAAAUCUGGGCCUCUGUCAGGUGAUCAGUUACGAACAUCUGUUCAACUCUGGGUCUCCUUUAACCGGAAGCCAAUGCAGGCUGCACAGUUUGCAACAAGACACCCCAUUAAGGAGUAUUACAUUGCUGACACUUCUGAAGACCAGGUGUUUGUGUGCGUCACUUAUAGUAACAAUAGCACCAGCCUCUAUAUCUCCGAAGCUGAAGGCCUUCACUUUUCGUUGACUUUGGAAAACAUCCUGUAUUACAGUCCUGGUGGAGCAGGCAGCGACACCUUAGUAAGAUACUUAGCAAGCGAGCCUUUUGCAGACUUCCACCGCGUGGAGGGCAUUCCGGGGGUCUAUAUCACCACCUUGAUCAACGGCUCAUUCAGUGACGAGAAUAUGCGCUCGGUCAUCACCUUCGACAAAGGUGGGACUUGGGAAUUUCUCCAGCCUCCAGAGUAUACUCACUAUGGCGAAAAGAUAAAUUGUGAGCUUUCUUUGGGGUGUUCUCUUCACUUGGCCCAAAGACUCAGCCAGCUUCUCAACUUCCAGUUGCGCAGAAUGCCCAUCCUAUCCAAGGAAUCCGCUCCUGGAUUGAUCAUUGCAACAGGUUCUGUGGGGAAGAACAUGGCAAGUAAAAUGAAUGUUUACAUUUCCAGCAGUGCUGGCGUCCGAUGGCAGGAGGUCCUGUCUGGGCCCCAUUAUUACUCCUGGGGAGACCACGGGGGCAUCCUCAUGGCUGUGACACAGGGCUCAGAAACAAACCAGCUGAAGUAUAGCACGAAUGAAGGGGAAACUUGGAAAACCUUCACAUUCUCCGAAAAGCCAGUCUUUGUGUAUGGCCUGCUGACAGAACCGGGCGAGAAAAGCACCAUCUUCACCAUUUUUGGGUCUUAUAAAGAAAACGGCCACAGUUGGCUGAUUCUACAGAUCAACACCACGGAUGUCCUCGGGGUGCCUUGCACGGAAAAUGAUUAUAAGCUGUGGUCUCCCUCCGAUGAACGCGGGAACGAGUGUCUCCUGGGACACAAGACGGUCUUCAAAAGGCGAACGCCUCACGCCACUUGUUUCAACGGGGAAGAUUUCGAUCGACCGUUCCUGGUCUCCAAUUGUUCCUGCACCAGGGAAGACUACGAGUGCGAUUUUGGUUUCAAGCUAAGUGAGGACCUGUCGUUAGAAGUUUGCAUUCCGGAUCCCGAGUUUGCUGGCAAACUUUUCUCUCCUCCUGCGCUAUGCCCGGUUGGGUCAACCUACAAGAAGACACGAGGUUACCGCAAGAUAUCUGGCGACACGUGUUCCGGAGGUGACGUAGAAACCCGGUUAGAAGGGGAAACCGUACCGUGUCCAUUAGCAGAGGAAAAUGAGUUCAUCUUGUAUUCAACAAGGUAUUCCAUCCAUCGGUACGAUCUGUCGUCCGGGUUGACUGAAGAUUUGCCUUUGACGGGGCUGCGUGGGGCGGUGGCCCUCGACUUCGAUUACGCCCACAACUGUCUCUACUGGGCAGAUGUAACUCUUGAAAUUAUCCAGCGUCUCUGUCUCAACGGAAGUUCUGGGCAGGAAGUGAUCAUCGGCACCAGCCUGGAGACGGUUGAAGCAUUGGUCUUUGAGUCCAUCAGUCAACUGCUUUACUGGGUGAACGCCGGCAUCCCCAAAAUCGAGGUUGCCAACCCAGACGGGGACUUGCGUCUUACCAUUUUAAACUCCUCGGUGCUGGAGCGACCGCGAGCCCUAACUUUGGUGCCCAAAGAAGGACUGAUGUUCUGGACAGACUGGGGGGAUUCCCGGCCUGGUAUUUAUCGAAGCGAAAUGGAUGGCUCCUCGGCUACUUGCAUCGUCUCCGAGGGAGUAAAGUGGCCCAACGGAAUUUCGGCAGAUGAUCAUUGGAUCUACUGGACGGAGGCCUACAUGGACAGGAUCGAGCGGGUCGACUUCAACGGCAUGCAGAGAUCAGUGAUCUUGGAUAGUCUUCCUCAUCCCUAUGCCAUUGCUGUGUUUAAGAAUGAUAUUUAUUGGAAUGACUGGUCGCAGCUGAGCAUUUUCAGAGCCUCCAAGCACAACGGAGCCAGAAUGGAGACCUUGGUUGACCAUCUCAAUAGCGUGAUGGACAUGAAAAUCUUCUACCACGGAAAGACUGCAGGGAAGAAUGCAUGUGUAGACAAGCCAUGCAGCCUGCUGUGUCUGCCCAGGGCUAACAAUAGUUAUACCUGUCGAUGCCCUGAUGGAGUCUCCAGCCAUCUGCUCCCAUCAGGCGAGAUACGAUGCGAUUGUCCACCCAACUAUCACUUGAAGAAUGGCACCUGCAUAAAAGAAGAAAACACCUGUCUCUCCAACCAGUACAGAUGUUCAAAUGGGAAUUGCAUUAAUAACAUCUGGAAAUGUGACAAUGACAACGAUUGUGGGGACAUGAGCGAUGAAAAGAACUGCCCAACAACUGUGUGUGAUCCUGACACCCAAUUCCGUUGCCACGAAUCAGGGACCUGCGUCCCCCUGUCCUAUAAGUGUGAUCUGGAAGACGAUUGUGGAGACAGUAGCGACGAGAGCCACUGUGAAGCCCACCAGUGUCAGAAUGAUGAGUUCAGCUGCAAUUCGGGGAUGUGUAUCCGUCUCUCGUGGAAAUGCGACGGUGACAAUGACUGUCGGGAUUGGUCGGAUGAAGCGAACUGCACAGCUGUUCAUCACACUUGUGAAGCCUCCAGUUUCCGCUGCCAAAACGGGCACUGCAUCCCCCAAAGAUGGGCUUGUGACGGAGACACCGAUUGUCAAGAUGGAACGGAUGAAGACCCCAUCAAUUGUGAGAAGAAAUGCAACGGUUUCCAGUGCGCCACAGGAACAUGUAUCCCUUCUAGCAAGCGGUGUAAUGGGGCGCAGGACUGCUCGGAUGGCUCGGAUGAACAACACUGUGAAUCCCUCUGUACACGCUACAUGGAUUUCAUGUGCAAGAACCGGCAACAAUGUCUGCUGCGUUCCAUGGUAUGUGACGGCACCUUGCACUGCCGCGAUGGCUCGGAUGAAGAUCCCGCCUACGCCGGGUGUUCCCAGGAUCCGGAGUUCCAUCGCACUUGUGACCAGUUCAGCUUCCAGUGUCAGAACGGCGUGUGCGUCAGCUUGGUGUGGAAAUGUGACGGCACCGAUGAUUGCGGAGAUUACUCGGAUGAAGCAAACUGUGAAAACCCAACCGAAGUCCCCAGCUGUUCUCGGUAUUACCAAUUCCAGUGUGACAACGGGCAUUGCAUCCCCAACCGAUGGAAAUGUGAUCAAGAAAACGACUGCGGAGAUUGGUCGGAUGAGAAGUCAUGCGGUGGCUCUGCAGUCAUCCCCAUCACCACGACGGUUCCUGCCACGUGUGGCCCAAAUCACUUCCGGUGCAAUAGUGGGACGUGCAUCAUGAACAGCUGGGUUUGCGAUGGAUACCGAGACUGUGCCGACGGAUCCGACGAGGAGGCCUGCCCCACUGCACCCGUUGGUGCCAGUUCCACGUCUGCCAGCGUUCAUGGACGGUGCAGCCGGUUUGAAUUUGAGUGCCAGCAAACCAAGAAGUGCGUUCCAAAUUGGAAACGCUGCGAUGGCUUGAAGGAUUGUCAGGACAGCACGGAUGAACUGAACUGCCCGACUCACAGCACCUUGUUAUGCCCUAGUGGAUUCAGAUGUGAAGAUGGGGAGGCCUGCAUCAUGAAGAUGGAGCGAUGUGACGGUUUUCUGGAUUGUCCGGAUAGCAGCGACGAAAAGAACUGUACCGAUGAUACUCUCGUCUAUAAGGUUCAGAACCUGCAAUGGACAGCUGACUUUUUGGGCAACAUCACGUUAUCCUGGGCUCAGCCGAAGAAGAUGCCUCUCGCUUCCUGUGUCUACAACAUCUACUACAGGAUGGUGGGAGAAAGCAUGUGGAAAUCGGUGGAAACUCACAGUAGCAAGACCAACACCAUCUUGAAAGUACUGAAGCCGGAUUGCACCUAUCAAGUCAAGGUCCAGGUCCAGUGUUUGAGCAAAGUGUACAACACCAACGAUUUCAUAGUCUUACGGACUCCAGAAGGACUUCCAGAUCCGCCCCGCCAUCUUCAACUGCAGCUGAAAAAAGAAGCUGAAGGCAUCGUGGUUUGCCAGUGGGCGCCUCCGGCAAACGCCCACGGUCUCAUCAGAGAAUACGUUGUGGAAUACAGCAGAGCCGGUUCGAAGGAAUGGUCUUCCGUGAGGGCACCCACUAACUGUUCCGAAGUUGAGAUGUUGCAGGUCAACGCCUUAUAUGUUUUCAGAGUUGCCGCAGUUACAAGCCGUGGAGUGGGCAACUGGAGCGAUUCCAAAUCCAUACGGACAAUAAAAGGCAAAGGUAAAACCUUUCAGGGGUUAAUUUCUUGCAUUCUUUUCUCUAAUAUGACACAGGUGAAUGGCUACGUCGUGAAAAUUUUCUGGACUUUUGACACCCACCGACAAGAGAAAAGAUCGUUCUAUGUAGAUGGAGGGAAGUCAGCUCAAACAGUGAGGAAUUUGACUGCUCAGACGCCGUAUGAAAUAUCUGCCUGGGCCAAGACGGAACUGGGGGACAGCCCGCUCUCUUUCGCGCACGUGGUGACCCGCGGUACGAGGCCGUUCCCCCCCAGCCUGAAAGCCAAAGCGGUCAACCAGACAGCCGUCGAAUGCAACUGGAGCGGGCCAAGGAAUGUGAUAUAUGGUAUAUUUUAUGCCACGUCUUUCCUGGAACUCUACCGGAAUCCUAGCAAUGCGACUACAGCUCUCCACAAUAUGACUGUGAUUGUUAACAGGGAUGAGCAGUACUUAUUCCUGGUGCGGGUUAUUUCUCCCUACCAAGGACCACCCUCAGAUUAUAUUGUUGUGAAGAUGAUUCCUGACAAUCGCCUUCCCCCUCGACACCUUCACGCUGUCCACCUAUCAAAAACAUUUGCCAUCAUUAAAUGGGAGUCGCCUUACGAUUCCCCAGAUCAAGAUAUGUUGUAUGCGGUGGCUGUGAAAGACUUAAUAAGAAAGACGGAUCGAAACUAUAAGGUGAAGACUCGAAACAGCACGGUGGAAUAUACCAUCAAAAGACUGGACCCCGGCGGAAGAUACCACAUCGUUAUACAACUAGGAAACAUGAGCAAAGAAGCCAGUUUGAAAAUCAACACAGUAUCCUUGGCUGCGCCGGAUGCUUUAAAGAUUAUACCAGAAAAUGACCACAUCUUGUUAUUUUGGAAGAGUUUAGCCCUGAAAGAAAACCAAUUUAAUGAGACCCGGGGGUAUGAGGUGCACAUGUUUGACAGUGGGACCAACACCACAUCGUAUCUGGGGAACACUACAGAGAAUGUCUUCAAAGUUUCCCACCUGAAGGCCGGCCACAAUUACUCCUUCACAGUGCAAGCAAGAUGUCUCUACACUGGGCAGAUGUGUGGAGAGCCGGCAACUCUUCUUUACAGUGAGCUGGGAAGAGAUGGAGAUGCCAGUGCAUCCAUAUUGGGCAAAUCUAAGGAUGUUGCUGCCAUUGUGGUGCCCGUCUUGUUUCUUUUACUAGUGACAGUGGGCGUUGGGUUUGUGGUCUUGUACAUGAGGCAUCGAAGACUUCAAAAUAGCUUCACAGCUUUUGCCAACAGUCACUACAACUCCCGACUGGGCUCCGCCGUAUUCUCCUCUGGAGAUGACUUAGGAGAUGAAGACGACGAAGCCGCAAUGAUCACAGGUUUCUCAGACGACGUCCCUAUGGUAAUAGCGUGAAGAACGUUUCUGGUUCCGGAAAGCAAAAUAAUAAUAAUAAUAAUAAUAAUUAAAAAAUGGUGUAAAUAUUUUAUUUGAUAAAGAAAAAAAAGUCAACUGUUUAUUUUAAAACAAAACAAAACUGAAAAGCACUUUUGAGUUGCAAUACAUUAUUUUUGUAUCGGCUGAAAAAGAAAACAAAAAAAAAGAAAUAAUGAUUACA